Lolium rigidum is the source of this 921-nucleotide messenger RNA. Its product is annotated as NAC domain-containing protein 2-like. Lineage: Eukaryota; Viridiplantae; Streptophyta; Magnoliopsida; Poales; Poaceae. Gene Ontology annotation, biological process: regulation of DNA-templated transcription. The transcript has 2 exons. The coding region runs from base 1 to 921 and encodes 306 amino acids. The record is from RefSeq and is a predicted model, not a curated record. Gene Ontology annotation, molecular function: DNA binding.
AUGGAGGAAGAAGGAAUUGUGUUCCGAGGUUGCCAGCUGCCGCCGGGGUUCCGGUUCCAGCCGACGGACCAGGAGAUCAUCGUAUGCUACCUCAGCAAGAAGGCCGCCUCCGCCGCCGCCGCCGUCACCUCCAUCAUCGCCGACGUCGACAUCUACAAGUUCGACCCGUGGGACCUACCAGAGAAGGCGAUGUUCGGCGAAGGGGAGUGGUUCUUCUUCAGCCCGAGGGACCGCAAGUACCCCAAUGGCGCGCGGCCCAACCGCACGGCGGGGUCGGGAUACUGGAAGGCCACCGGCACAGACAAGCCCAUCCUGGCUGCCGGCGGCACGCGCUGCCUCGGCGUCAAGAAGGCGCUCGUCUUCUACCAGGGCCGCUCCCCGCGUGGCACCAAGACGGAGUGGGUCAUGCACGAGUACCGCCUCCUCCACGCCGACUCCGGCGCCGCCCGCCACAGGCCUCACGACUCCAUGAGGCUAGAUGACUGGGUCCUGUGCCGCGUCCGCAAGAAGGGAGUCGCCGUCGCGCCGGACGCGGAUGGAGAAUCCGGGGCGCCGAGCCAGGUUGCUGCGCCAGCGGCGGCGGCCACGGGGGAGGUGCACGUGCCCAGCACUGCAUACGUCGGCUUCGGUGAUGACUGGACCGACGGCCAGCUCCUGCAGUACCUGAUAGGCGGCGGCUCCGGUCAGGUCGACGGUGGUGCAAGCGCUACCGGCAGGGCGCGCAGCGAGAGUGCACCGCAGGAGCUGGCGUCGGUGCUGGAGACCAUCAAGAGGAAUCUCUCCUUCCAUAAUGCCAUCGAAGACGACGACGUGUACCUCCUCCCGCCCAGCAAGCGGACCAACUGCAUGAGGGGCGCCGGCGACGGCGAAGAGGAGCUGUCGCUGACCACAUCGUCGUCCAUGUUCGAGCCAGAUUAUUAA